Molecule: messenger RNA, 787 nt
Organism: Gekko japonicus
Lineage: Eukaryota; Metazoa; Chordata; Lepidosauria; Squamata; Gekkonidae
Gene: STMN3
Product: stathmin 3
Exons: 5
Coding region: 107-649 (180 amino acids)
Biological process (GO): regulation of microtubule polymerization or depolymerization; neuron projection development; microtubule depolymerization
Cellular component (GO): neuron projection; cytoplasm
Molecular function (GO): tubulin binding
Source: RefSeq, a predicted model, not a curated record
ACUGCAGCACUCGGGCAGGAAAGGAAAGCCAGCCUCCCUCGCCUCUUCUCUCCGCAUCUUCAUCCGCAGCAGCAGCAGCAGCAUCCUCUCCUGGUCUCACACCGUCAUGGCCAGCACCGUAUCAGCCUACAAAGAGAAAAUGAAGGAGUUGUCCCUCCUUUCAUUGAUUUGUUCCUGUUUCCACACCCAGCCACACCCAAACACCAUCUACCAGUAUGGAGAUAUGGAGGUCAAGCAGCUGGACAAGAGGGCUUCGGGCCAGAGCUUUGAAGUGAUUCUGAAGUCCCCUUCUGACCUCUCCCCGGAGAGCCCCGUCCUCUCCUCUCCCCCCAAGAAGAGGGACCUGUCCCUGGAAGAUCUGCAGAGGCGGCUGGAGGCGGCAGAGGAGAGGAGGAAGACCCAGGAGGCUCAGGUCCUGAAGCAGCUGGCCGAGAAGCGAGAGCACGAGAGGGAAGUCCUUCACAAGGCCUUGGAGGAGAACAACAACUUCAGCCGGCUGGCUGAGGAGAAACUGAACUACAAGAUGGAGCUGAGCAAGGAGAUCCGCGAUGCUCAUCUAGCUGCCUUGAGGGAGAGGCUCCGCGAGAAGGAACUGCAUGCAGCCGAGGUGCGCAGAAACAAGGAACAGCGGGAAGAGAUUUCUGGAUAAGGGCUUUUCUACACAACUCGCACCUGCUUCCUAAUAACAAACAAAUCCCAACACUUUUGUUUUGUCUAGAUGAGGCAAUGUCUGAUUCCUCCAUUUCCAUUUCCUUCCUUCCCCUUCCCCCUACCUUCCGGUAUACCG